Messenger RNA from Nylanderia fulva, 3684 nucleotides. RefSeq names its product WD repeat-containing protein 44. Gene Ontology annotation, molecular function: protein binding. The record is from RefSeq and is a predicted model, not a curated record. NCBI's taxonomy places the organism in Eukaryota, Metazoa, Arthropoda, Insecta, Hymenoptera, Formicidae.
UCCACUGGUGACUGAUUGGUGCAUGCUGUUUUGCGGGCACUCGCGAAAACGUUUUGUCAGAGAGGUGUCCCUUAUUAAAAGUGCUCCCCCGCAAGAAGUUCCGCGACUCCGAAAUAUGAUUCUAUAUAGCUCGCACUCGCGUAAUCGUCUCCCUUCGGCGUCAUCUGUCAUCCCGCUCGCGUGACGCGCGAAACGUCAUCAGCGAAGAAGAGACCGAUGCUAGGACGGGGCUGUCGUCCUCGCGGAUGAUCGUCCACUUACGACGAUGUCGGGCAGCAGCGAUUCCGAGGAGUUCUUCGACGCGGAGGACGAUUCGCUUCAUCGCGCAUCGCGAAAAUCUAAACAACAUGAGUGCACCUCCAGUCCACCAGCCAGUGUCGAACCUCAAGUUGAUAAGACGUUAGAAGUUUGCAAACAAGUCGAUGACAAUGUUUUUGUGAAACCUGCUGUACCUAAAUCAACCAUCGAGCUAAAGAGUGUAUCUACUGAUUGUGAGCAAAAUAAAGAUAAACUUGUCGAAAAUGGUGCGGAAUCAACCACGGAUAAAAUCGUGGGAAGGAAGAGAUUUCGCGAACUCCGGCAACGUAUGCAAACAGAAGACGACGAUAUUCCGAUCAACAAUUCUCCUCCAGAUAGUCAGACAUCUUCCAUCGAGGGCGUUUAUCCUACCCCUUCGAAAACGAGCCAUCCAUUUAGAAUCAUAGAACAUGACACCCUCAGUUUACAAAGUAUGACCUCUCUAGGCCGAGUAGGUCGAAUUCUGGCAGGUGUCGCGGAUAAUACUUCCGGCGUGCUUGCACCUGGUGCAUCUCAGUGCCCUCCCGCCGCCCUAACUCGCGAAGCUCAAACGUCCUCCUCCGUUCCUAGCAUCCCGAGCAAAGACGAGGACACAGCCUCCGGUAAGGUGUCCCAAUCUUCCAGCGUCCUUACGUUAUCGGGAGAUAACGUCCUGCAGGACUCCUCCAUCAACGGCAGAUCCAAUUAUGCCUCUCACUCACAAGGUGACAAGGCUGUUAUGCUUCAAGAGCCGGAUGUCAUUGCGAGUACGAAGAAUAACGGGAAAUUGGCAGAGGAUGUUGCGAUUUCCGGUGUACCCGUUGCUCCACCACGUCGUAAGAAGAAAACGAAGGCUCAUACACCUACCGAUCUAACUCCUUCUGCGGAAAAGCUUGUACCCGCAUCGCCGCUUCCAAGUCCAGCUAGCACCAUAGAAUCGAUUACUAGAGAAUUCGAACACUCACUUGACAUACGAUCCGCAACAAAAGGACAGUAUGUAGUUAAGCCGCAGGAUGAAGAUAAAUUGAAAGCAGAAGGUCCAUCUUCCGAGGAACUGGAGAGGGUAGAAAGAAUGAAAGCAGAACUGCUUAGUCGAUCGAGCGAAAAGUCCAGCAGUCCAUUAGGAUCAGCAUCGAGCAACAGUAUUGGCCGUUAUUCUUUGGGUCCGCACAAGCUCUCGAGCAUGAGUCCACAAAGUUCCAGGGAGAGACGUAAAUCCGCCGGUGAUCAAGAUCUGGUUAAACAAUUGAAUAUGUUCGUGAGAACUAGGACAGAUUCCGGCAAGCGUCUUACCGAUAUGGAAAUUUUGGAACAAGUGCCUGUAACGAAUUUAGAUACAGGGGAACAGGUGCCAUUAAGUAUAGCAGAAGAUAAAUUACCGCAGUGUAUUAAUCCUUUGUCGUUGCACAUUAUGAGACUAACCAAGUCUAAAUAUAUAAGCAAUUCUAGUCUGGAGAAGGAGAAGGAGAGCGACGAGGAGAGCGUAGAUAGUAAAAUGUCCAGCAUACCCCCGGACGAGGACGUGUCCGUGGACAGGGUACGCAAGCGGACGCAGAAGCUGAAGCGAUUUCUGGGCUCUACCGUGAAGAAGACCAUGAACAAGGCGAAGUCCAUCGCGCAGGAGGUUUCGCACGCGAGACACAAGGAAGACGUAAUGGACAUCGUGGACGAGGUCUAUCCCGGCGAGCAGCUGUACAUCAAGCUAAAAGCGUCGAACAGUCACAAGGGCCCGUAUGAGUUUAGCUGUCUCCAGCACGUUCAGGAUCUCAGCGGGGAGCACGUCGGACCCGUCUGGUGCAUGAAGUUCUCCGCCUGCGGUCGACUGCUGGCCACCGCGGGACAGGAUCGAGUCCUGAGAAUCUGGGUCCUGCGGGACGCCUUCACCUACUUUCAGGACAUGCGCACCAAGUACAACGCGGAGAAGGUCAGCCCCACUCCGUCGCAGGAGUCCCUAGUCUCGCAGCAGUCUAUGGAGGAUCCCAGCGUCGUCGCCAGCGCGUUCAGCGAGAUCGAGGGCACGAAGAGCCCGUUUAUGCCGAAGCCGUUCUGCACGUACACCGGCCACACUUCAGACCUGCUCGACGUCUCCUGGUCCAAGAACUACUUCGUUCUCUCCUCGUCUAUGGACAAGACCGUGCGGCUCUGGCACAUAUCUCGGAAGGAGUGUCUUUGCUGCUUCCAGCACAUUGACUUCGUCACCGCGAUAGUGUUCCAUCCGCGGGACGAUCGGUACUUCCUCUCGGGCUCGCUAGACGGUAAACUGCGUCUGUGGAACAUCCCGGACAAGAAGGUGGCUGUGUGGAACGAGGUGGACGGGCAGACGAAGCUGAUCACCGCAGCGAACUUCUGCCAGAACGGGAAAUUCGCGGUCGUAGGCUCCUACGACGGUAGAUGUAUAUUCUACAACACGGAUCAGCUCAAAUACCACACACAGAUACACGUGCGCUCGACGAGGGGGAAGAAUUCGACCGGCCGCAAGAUCAGCGGGAUCGAACCGAUGCCGGGGGAGGACAAGAUCCUGGUCACCUCGAACGACAGUCGUAUACGUCUGUACGACUUAAGGGACCUGAAUCUCUCUUGCAAGUACAAGGGUUAUGUCAACAUCAGCAGUCAGAUCAAGGCGAGCUUCAGCCCGGACGGCCAGUAUAUCGUCAGCGGCUCCGAGAACCAAUGCAUUUACAUCUGGAAGACUCACCACGACUAUUCCAAGUUCUCGAGCGUUCGCAGAGACCGGAAUGACUUCUGGGAGGGUAUAAAGGCGCACAACGCCGUGGUCACGUGCGCCGUCUUCGCGCCAAAUCCGGAUAGCAUUAUCAGGCAGAUCGAGGCGAGGGAACAGUGGGAGAGCAAGGAGGAGGCGAAGAGCGUGGACAGUUCCAGCAGUAUAGGUGUCGUCCCUGUGGACCCUGUCGUCGAGCAACGCACCAAGGGCUGCGGCGGCCACGUCCUCGUGAGCGCCGACUUUAACGGGUGCAUCAAGGUCUUUCUGAACAAGACGAAACCCAAGCACAGCUCCCUACCGGCGUCCGCGCUCGCGUAAUAUAACGUUACAUCGAUUUGCGCGUCGGAUAGUGGACGAAAAUGUGUGUGUAUAUGUUGUACGCGUAUGUGCUUAUAUUCGUGCAAAAUAUUUUUUUUCCCGCCUCCUGUAUAUGCGAAUUUUCACUGUGCACUUGUUUGAACACAGAAUUGUGUACAAUAAUUUUUUCAGACUCCUGGUUCCUCGCCGCGAGGCCAGAUGUCUAUCGCACUUUACUUAUUACUAGUUAAAAAUGUAUAGAGUAACUAAAUUUUUAAUUGUUACUUCGUUAUAUAUGUAACGAGAUGCCACUGUUACUCGUUAUAUUUGUAACAAGUAACGAAAUUAAUUUUGUUACUUGAUACAUUUGUAACGCAUAAUGAAGAAAA